AUGGUGCCCAUGAAAAACCUUGUGGCAAAGGGAGGCAAAAAAAGAAGCAGAAGGUGCACCCUUGACUGCACCUACCCUCUAGAACUAAUCAUGGAUGCUACCAAUUUUGAGCAGCUUCUCCAAGAGAGAGCCAAAAUGAAUAGAAAAGCUGGGAAUCUCAGUGGAGGAGUUGUAACCUUCAAAAAGAGCAAGAUCACUGUAACUUCUGAGGGAUAUCUUUUUUCAUUUUAUUUUUUAUUUUGGGGGAUAUCUUUUUUCAAAAGGUAUUUGAAAUAUAUCACUAAAAAUUAUUUGAAGAAGAACAAUCAAUAUAUUUGGUUGUACAUAGUUGCUAAAAGUAAAUAG
Messenger RNA from Lemur catta (Ring-tailed lemur), 345 nucleotides. Its product is annotated as 60S ribosomal protein L22-like. NCBI's taxonomy places the organism in Eukaryota, Metazoa, Chordata, Mammalia, Primates, Lemuridae. The record is from RefSeq and is a predicted model, not a curated record. The coding region runs from base 1 to 345 and encodes 114 amino acids. Gene Ontology annotation, biological process: cytoplasmic translation. Gene Ontology annotation, molecular function: structural constituent of ribosome; RNA binding. The transcript has 2 exons. Gene Ontology annotation, cellular component: ribosome.